GCCUCGCAGCCGAAACUAGUCGAUAUCCGAAUAAUGGAUAUUGACGAAUAUUUAAAAAAACACCGCGAAGUUGUUUUGCAUUGUUGUGGCUGCGUUUGCAAAUAUCCGUGGUAUUGAUUCUGCGUAAAUUUGUUUCUACUAACAAAAGUCUAACUGGGUCGACGAAGUCACAGAUGGCUACAAAGAAGCUGGCAAAACAGCUGGGAUUAAUAAGGAAGCGCAGUCAGUCCUCCACUGGACUGAAGAAAACACUGAUAUCCAAUCAAAUAUUUUCGUACCUGAUUGUGAUUGAUUUUGAGUCAACGUGCUGGAAAGAAAAAAACAACUACGCCCAAGAAAUCAUUGAGUUUCCUGCUGUUCUGCUGAACACAUCUACAGGAGAGGUCGAGUCUGAGUUUCAUACCUACGUCCAGCCCCAAGAGCACCCCACUCUGUCCAAUUUCUGCACGGAACUUACUGGGAUUACACAGAGGCAAGUUGAGGCAGGGGUUCCCCUCAACAUCUGUCUCUCUCAGUUCAGCCGCUGGCUGCAAACCCUGCAGCUCAAAUUGGGUGUGGUCUUCCCCGGGGAACAGACAGGUUCUUCAUGCUCAGCCUCUCCAAAACCAUGCACUUUCCUCACGUGGUCAGACUGGGACCUUGGUGUCUGUCUGCAGUAUGAGUGUAAGCGUAAGCAGCUCCAUAAGCCUGACGUGCUCAAUAGCUGGAUAGACCUGAGAAGCACUUACAGGCUAUUUUACAACAGAAAACCCAAAGGUCUGAAUGGGGCUCUGCAAGAUCUAGGAAUCCAGUUUUCUGGGCGAGAACACUCUGGUCUGGAUGAUGCCCGAAAUACAGCUCACCUGGCAGUGAGGAUGAUGAGGGAUGGGUGUGUAAUGAGGAUUACCAGGAGCCAAGAGAGGACCCCACUAAUGACCAAACCCCAGUGUGGAAACACAACUUGCCAUGCGGAAAACAAGACAGAAAAGCACAACAGCAAAGAGGGAGAGGUGCUUGCUGCAAUCAAAAGCUCGUCAUCCAAGACUCCUCUACUAUCUUAUCAGCUAAAGUCAUGUUCAGGCAACAUUAAAAGGGCUGUGAGGACAAAGGAGAACUCUGAGUCAGUUCAAGAAUCUGGUCCAGUUUGUCAAAGCCUGGUGUCACCAAAAACACUUCUGAACAGUGCAAGUGUGCCACCGUGGGGGAGGAGCAGCAGCAAGUCAGUCACAAACCUUUCCUCCUCGAUUGUGAUAAAUGGUCGUUCACCACACAAUCACGGUAACAGCCUUGUUCUGUGCUCUACCACAGUGAAUUGCCUUUCGCCUCUACCUCAGCCAAACCAAACCUCCAAAACAGACGUAACAGUAGAAGUCACAGAGGAAGAGGAAGGAGCUGAAAUUUUAUUGGAAAAUGAGGAGGGGCGUGGUUCGUAUGACGAUGCAGUGUUGGAGGGUGACGAUGUCGUUAGUGAAUUAUAUAAGGGGAAUGGAAAGUAUGACGGUGAGGGCAUAUCAGAUUUUGACAGUGGAUGUUCUUUGUGGAAAGAGCCAAAUAAUUCACAUUCGGUCUGGGGUCAGCCUAUAUUAAGGUUAAAGUACAAUAAAAGUACUGAAAAAAACUUGGGCAUUACUAAUGCAUCAUCUAUUACUUCUGUAUCUACAAACUCGGAAGACUUAAGCAAGACGAAGUCGCACUCCACUACCUCACUGACAGAUGUAACUUUUGCUGUGCCUACAGCUGCUAAUUUGAAUUUGAAAUCUGCCUCCAUGUUAAAGCACACUGAGGUGUGUGGUACAACCUCUUCACAACACCAAGCUGAGUCAAAGGCAUCUGAUAAGAGCUCUAAAACAGUCAACUUGUCUUUCCUGUCCAGGCCUAAGCCACUGGCCCAAAAAAAGACCUCUAUCCCGAAUAUUUCAUUUGCCCGUCCCAGAGCAGUCAUCACACAACACAACACAACUGGCACAUAUUUGAAAAGACACAAAGAAACUUCUUUUACGAUCUACUCUGACUCAACAAAUCCAACCGCAGCCUUCUCUCGUUCCCUCUCCAGUGGCUCUCUCCCACCGCAUGCUCUCUCCUCUUCCUUAGCCAACACCUCCUCCUUGUCUACCAGCUACUCCUCCAAUUCUCUGGCAUCUAGGACAGGAGUGCCUAAGAUAACAUCCCCAUUGUGUGCAUGUGGGCGCCGUGCAAAGCGCCAGAUCGUGUCCAACGGUGGGCCAAACCAUGGGCGAGUGUUUUAUUGCUGUCCAGUCCGCCGGUCAGGCAAUGGGACAAAGAUCCAGAAGGGAUGCCAGUUCUUCAAGUGGGAGUCAGCUUUGAUGAAGAGCAGUUCACUGGCUACUCCAGCUGUCGGGUCCUCUGUGUCGCUCUGUCAGCUCAGCACAAGUCUUCUCUGCCGGCCACCACAGAGGUCGUCACUUAGAAAGAGCUGUUAACCUUUUGGAGGCAAAGCUUACAACUUGUCCAUUCUCAAAACCUCAUAAGACUCAUGGACUUUUAGACCUGAUAUUCCUCAGUCAGUACUCACAAAGCUAAUUACUGAAGUAUGAAGUAUAAGUAGUGAAUGUCAGCAUUUUAAUAGUUAAAAUAAGCAUGAUAGGGCAAAUGGUCAUGCAGCAAUGAUUUUUUUGUGUGUGUGUAUUAAAUAAAUAUACCUAUGUUUUAUUUGUAUUGUGGUUUGAAGGAGUCAGAUAUUUUAAUUUAAUAAAUUAUAUGACUAGAGAUUGUAUCCAAAACUUUUUCAUCUGCCAUAAAGAUGUGUUCCGCAGUAAUGGUGAAUGUUGGCAUUUUAAUUAUUGAAUGAGCAUGAUAGUCAUGGUCAUGCAGUAGUCUUAUCACUUUUUGUGUACUGUUCAAUAACUUUAUAUGCUUUGACGAAGGAAAAUGUCUUGUUAUAAUAAAUUAUGACGAUUUGUAA
Myripristis murdjan (pinecone soldierfish) is the source of this 2902-nucleotide messenger RNA. RefSeq names its product ERI1 exoribonuclease family member 2 (gene eri2). The record is from RefSeq and is a predicted model, not a curated record. The coding region runs from base 174 to 2420 and encodes 748 amino acids. Lineage: Eukaryota; Metazoa; Chordata; Actinopteri; Holocentriformes; Holocentridae. Gene Ontology annotation, molecular function: nucleic acid binding; 3'-5'-RNA exonuclease activity; zinc ion binding. The transcript is spliced from 9 exons.